Molecule: messenger RNA, 198 nt
Organism: Penicillium diatomitis
Lineage: Eukaryota; Fungi; Ascomycota; Eurotiomycetes; Eurotiales; Aspergillaceae
Exons: 1
Coding region: 1-198 (65 amino acids)
Source: RefSeq, a predicted model, not a curated record
AUGCAGUCGGUAGAACCAGAUUAUUUCACGUGCACUCUGGGAGAAGCCGUGCGGGGACGAGGGCGCCCCUCUUCGGCCACCACUUCCUUCGCGUCCAUCAUCGACGUGAUCGACCAGCAAGCCGAGCGAUAUCCCGAUCUCCCUGCCAUCGGUUUUGCGCAGCCAAGAGAAGGGCAGCAAAAUGGCUCCAGUACGUGA